This is a messenger RNA of Lampris incognitus (smalleye Pacific opah), 1837 nucleotides long. RefSeq names its product interleukin 4 induced 1 (gene il4i1). Gene Ontology annotation, biological process: amino acid catabolic process. The transcript is spliced from 7 exons. Gene Ontology annotation, molecular function: polyamine oxidase activity; L-amino-acid oxidase activity. NCBI's taxonomy places the organism in Eukaryota, Metazoa, Chordata, Actinopteri, Lampriformes, Lampridae. The record is from RefSeq and is a predicted model, not a curated record. The coding region runs from base 28 to 1563 and encodes 511 amino acids.
AAGAGGCCCUGGUACUCUGCCAUCAACAUGAUCCCUCACACAGCCCUCUGCAAAGUCUUUCCUUUGGUCAUAGCUGGGGUCAUUGUGUUCACGGUGAACGGAAUUACCGGAGACUCUUUGUUUGAGUGCCUCCAAGACACAGACUAUGAUGAGCUUCUUGCCAUGGUGGAUAAAGGUCUUCCCCCUACAAACACACCUCGUCAUGUAGCAAUCAUUGGUGGAGGCAUUGCUGGAUUGACUGCUGCAAAGUUUUUGGAAGAUGCCGGGCAUAAGGUGACCAUAAUAGAGGCCAGUAAUCGCAUUGGAGGACGUGUGGAGACAUACAGGAACCGACGGGAGGGUUGGUAUGCAGAAGUGGGUGCCAUGAGGAUCCCCAGCUUUCACAAGAUUCUGCUUUCCUUUGUCUCCAAAUUGCAAAUAUCGCUCAACCACUUCAUCCAGGAUGACCUGAACACCUACUACCUAGUUAACGGAGUGCUUUGGAAAACGCAUGCUGUGCAGAUCAACCCCAAUAUCCUUAACUACACCUUGACUGAAGAGGAGAGGGGGAAGUCAGCUGCUCAGCUCUUCAGUCAAGCUUUGGGCAAAGUAAGGGAUGAAUUGAAGUCAAUGGGCUGUGGUGCCAUGCUGAAUAAAUAUGACUCCUACUCUGUGAAGGAAUAUCUGGUGAAGGAGGGAAAUCUGAGUCGUGGUGCUUUGAGGAUGAUCGGGGACAUCCUAAAUGAAAACAGUCUCUUCUACACCUCGCUGACAGAGAUGCUGUACAUACAGUCUGACAUCAGCGACAACAUCGAGUACUAUGAAGUGACAGAUGGCUUUGACCACCUCCCACAGGCCUUUGGUCAGAUGUUAAACAGCACCAUCCUUCUGAAUUCCAAGGUCAAGUUAAUCACCCAAUCAGGUGGCAGCAAUGUGACUGUGACAUACCAGGACUGGCGUCGCUCAGCCCCGUUGACCAAUCUCACAGUUGACUAUGCACUGGUGACAGCCACCGCCAAGGCCACUCUCUUUAUUGACUUCCAACCCCCUCUCUCCAACCACAAGAUGGAAGCACUGCGUUCAGUCCACUACACCAGUUCCACCAAGGUUGUACUCAGCUUCAGCGAGCGCUUCUGGGAAAAGGAUGGCAUUAAAGGUGGGAAAAGUAUCACAGACCUGCCCUCUCGCUUUAUCUACUACCCCAGUCAUAGCUUUCCUGGAACAGCUGGGGGGGCCCUUUUGGCAUCCUACACUUGCUCUGAUGAUUCGACCCUCUUCCAAGGGGUGAGUGAGGAGGAUCUGAAGGCUCUGGUGCUUGAGGACUUGGUGAAGAUUCAUGGAGAGGAGAUAAGACCUCUGUGCACUGGAGGACUGGUGAAAAAGUGGGGCUUGGAUCCUUACAGUCUGGGGGCGUUCGCUCUAUAUACACCGUACCAGCAGGUGGACUAUGCCAGCGAACUGUUCAAAAGUGAGGGAAGGGUACACUUUGCAGGAGAACACGCAGCCACACCUCAUGGGUGGAUUGAAACGUCCAUGAAGUCUGCGUUAAGGGCAGCUAAAAACAUUAACAGUCUUACACUUUAGUUUUGUGUAUAAUAGAUUUUGAUGACUACAAAUGUACCUUUUUCUGCUUAUUUGAACACAUUUUGUUUGUACUCGUAUAAAGUGAAGAGAAUUAUGUGUCUUGUAUGGAGUAUGCCUACUGUAUAAUGCAAAAGACUCAAAUCAAUCCCAAUUGUUCACUGGACAGAAUGAUUACGAGAGAUGUAGGCCAAAUGUUUACUGUAUCUGUACCAGCUAAUGUCAUGUUUUGCCUGCUGUUGGUCUCAUUUUCCCAGGGUUAUGAUAUUUUGCUGUA